Molecule: messenger RNA, 13479 nt
Organism: Porites evermanni
Lineage: Eukaryota; Metazoa; Cnidaria; Anthozoa; Scleractinia; Poritidae
Source: the annotation of a GenBank genome assembly
AUGAUGAAAGUAACUUUUGACCAGUACGUGCAACAGGCCAAAGACGCUUUCCAAGCGCUGGGUGUCUCGACGGCUCCCAUUGAUGCCGUUGGUAGUUUAUUAGAGUCAGACUUUCCCAUAAGUGAAGUUCGCAGACUUGAGCAAGCUAUCAAAGAAGAAAAUAAAUCGUAUAUAAAGUUUCUUGAGAGUGUGAAUUUUGAUAUUUUAGAUUUGAAAAAAAAAAUGGAAAGCGAUAUUGCAGACAAAGAAGACGUCGUCAUGUUGUCGCGAAAAAUGGAUGAGCUGAAGAUCGUACUGCAAGAUGACGCUGGUACUCCAUAUAUGUCAGGUAAGUCACAGUGAACAUCAUAAAAUUAAACCUCCAAUAAUAAUAUAAAUGAACGUUAAAUUCCAAAACUAUAACUCCUUCCUAAACCACUGAUGUUUUCCUAUAUCGGAAUUAGAUCGCUAUUAUUAAAAAGUGAAAGCCAUUUAUAGCUAUGUCGCAAGUUCAAAGGGCGGCAGCUGAAUCGUCCAACUCGCUUCAAACCCCUCCGAUUACAAAAAACGAAGACUGUAGUUCCUUGGAUGGUGAGUAAGCGAACGCAGUGCAAGCUUCACACGGUUACAGCGUCCGAAGUCUGGUCGCUGGCUCAUAAGCACAACUUAUCUCAGUCGGGAGAAUUAAGCUUAUUAGUAAGCUUAAUUUUUUUUUACUGUAGAUUCAAGUAAGAAUAAUACAAUAAGCUUAAAUAAGUAAACAAGAUUCAUGUAUUUUCUCGUUCUCGAUUCUUUACAUUUGGCGUAUACUGUCCAAAACUCAUCAUUAUGUUCUAGCAUUCAAUAAGUUUUUUUCCUCUACAAACGGGGCGACGGUCCCCUCAAAGUAACGAAAGCCAAAGAGGUAACCUGCUGCUAGGAUAGAAUUUUGACAACACCGGCUGUGACAAAAAAAUAAUCCUCACCUUCUGUCAUCAUGUCAUUAUUUUUUACUGGCGUUCUCUUUCCCAUUGUAUUUCUCUUUCGCGUUGCCUUGUCUAUUCAUUCUAGCUCUUUCUCGUUCUGCUUGCCAACGUUCUUCGCUGAAAAUUUCUCUGUUUGUUCUAACCCUGGCUCGUUCUGCUUCUCGGCGCUCUUCACUACAAUUUCUCUGUUCUUUCUUGCCCUGUGUCUUUCUAAUUGCCAACCUUCUUCGCUCACUACAAUUUUGUCUCCUUCUUCUACCCCUAAAGCGCUCUCUUUGGCGAUUUUCUUCGUUGAUUGCUCUACACCUGUUGACUCUUGCUCUCUGCCGUUCUCUUUCUCUUAGCCUGAGUGGCAGGCUUGCCCUUCGCCUAAAACCUAUUCCCUACACGCUACAUUAUCUCUGCUGUUGUUUGUUGACAUUUAAGAAAUGGUAAACGUGCAGCGUGCAACCAUGGAGUUAUGGAUGCACGCGGGAGGUUGCUAAGCACGAAAGAAGCGUAAGAGUCGCACGAGGCGAUAGCCGAGUGCGACUCUAGCUUUUUGAGUGCUUAGCAAACCUCCCAAGUGCAUCCAUAACUCCAUGGUUGCACAGCUGCAACGUUUACCAUUUCUUUUAUAACAUAAUCAAAAGAGAAAAACAUUAUUUUCCAUUUGCCUUCAGUUGAGUCAUCGGUCCGAGUUCAUGUAUGGUGACAUCUGCCCGCGCGUAAACAAAUCAUGUUCUAUGUUUUUCAAAAACUUGCCUUUGAGUUUUUCUUUCGCUGAAUCAACCGUUCUCCGUCCUCAGGUAAAUUGCAAAACGUUUUUCGUUGUUAUUCUGAAUGGCAUCUGUCUACUUGCUCUUAAUAUUAGGGUAAAAACUUUGAGGGAAAACUAUAGCUGCAACUAUAAACACCAACUAAAAGGACUCUAAAAAAUAAGCUAAAACUAAAUAAAUGAAAUAAUUAUCAAGCUUAUUUAUGUGACAAUUUUUGAAAUAAACGCAAAGUAGAAAUGAGAAAAUUUGACUGUAAUUCCUUUAGAAUAACAGGUAACACUAAUUUUAAAAAGAGAAAUUAACUAGCUUUGUAUCGAAAUCUGUCUGGGGAAAUCCGCUAUGAAAGUGAAAGUUGAAACUGAAAUUCGCCGACACACAGCCGGCGCUGAAGCUGUUGUUUUUCGACCGUUCUCCGAACGACUGUUAUGAAUGAACACUGAGGAACAAAAUAAUACACACAGAAGUUAUUUUUUGAAAAAUUUAUUUGAAAACCCAAAUGUUUCUGUACUCAAAUGAAAUUCGCUUAUUCCAGCGUUAUGUGCCCGUUUAAACUCAACUAAAAUUUUUAAUCGAUGCGAUGAAAACUUCACAACAAAGCUGUCUCGAAUUUGAGCGUGUUUCCUAAAAUAUUUGCUUGAAUUUAGCAUCAGCUUGACCAAAAAGUCAAUAACACAAUGCUAAUUGAUAAUUUUCCUUUCCAAACAGACUUUCUCUUCUACAAAAAAACACACAAAAUGUACCUUAAAUCUUCGCUCGCUCGAUUUUCUUUCAGCAGAUUCUAGCCGCGAGGAAAACAGUGAUUCAUUCAUCCAGGGCAAAUUUGUCGCUUGAUCUUUUGUCUUUUUUCCUUCAAAACGACAGCUUAGUAUUUUCUUCAACUUCCACUUUUCAUCUGUGCAUUUCAUUGGUGUAUUUUACCGUCAGGAGAGGAGAUUUGUUGAAUUUGCCUAAAUUUUACCGCGCUAGCUCAGUUUCUUGGCGUGCACCCACGGGCAAACGGUAGUGGCUGACUGACCAAUCAGAGCGCGCGAUUUACUUGUGUUAUGUUAUAAAAUACCUUUCGUAACUACUAUAAUUGCGCAACGUUGGCCUUUCGAUUUCCCGCCAAAAAACUCUACUUUCCCCUACCCAAAGAGUCCGUACGCUAGGCGACGUUAGCCAUGCGAUUUCCCGCCCAAAAAAAUCCCUUCUUUCCCCUAGCUACCCGGAGAGCCCGUAAGGAACUUUGCCCUAUGCGAUUUCCCGCCAAAUAAAUCUCUGCUUUCCCCUACCCCAAGGGUCCGUGCGGAUUACUUUCCACUACCUGGAGAGUCCGUACAGACGAACGCUGACGUCAUAACCAAAUUUUCUCGCAUGGAUAGUUUACCAAAUUUUCUUAGCUAUGUGGCUACGCUCGCGCGCGAGGAGCUUCGCUAUUAAACCCUUGACAACCUCGUUCCCAGGGUUCUCUCCUACCUGUCCCUACGGAAAGCCGGUGUUAGAAUGCAACAACAGGGCUCUCACUAUGGACCCUCAGACCUUUUUAUCUCCGUUUAAAAGUGGCUUUAUAAGCUGCCGACCUUGUUUCCCUCUCCAGUCUCUUUUCUGAAACAUGCAUGCUGAUUUUCCCACAUCUUCCAGCUCCAUUUCAAGUUGUGCGUCUACAAAAUGGUUAAAGCGGGCCCAAUCAAGGCAGUUUUGGCACUGAUCUAUCAUGACGUCAUAUAUGAUGUGUUAUUUUUACCUCCCCCGAUUAAUUAAACUUUUCGCUAUAUGCAUUUACGCAAUGAAGACAUGGUGAACCUUGCCAAGUAAGUGACCUGCAUUCAGCCUGUUGAUACGACAAUCUAGUUCACUGCCGAUCACUCAAGGGACUCCUUUUUUUUCUUCACAAUUUUCCUACCAAGAUGCUGCGAACCUGUUUAAGCCUGGUCAGUGGUGAUGAGAGAAGCAAUCAAUCUGACAACCUGUUAGAAAUUUUUUAAUAGUGUGCAGUUGAGCACAGAACUGAUCAGGGUGAUAGGGAUGAUCUUCUAUAGAUCGAUAGUCAGAGAGAGUUGACUUAGCUCCUAUGUUUUUAAAAGGCAUAGCAUGAACUUUUUUAUCCCAUAAAGGUGACAUUUACUACGCUUCACUGUACUUACUUUUGCAUUUUUGGGCAACUGCAGGUAAAAGUCGUGCUAGUUAUCGUGGAAUUCGUAACACGUUUGGCUUUCCAGAGGCACUUGGUUUUACUUUUUGACUGAUUGCCUUUUUACGUGUUAAGCCAUUUUUACAGAAUAGACCAAACUACUGGAUUGUUUUGUUUUAAUUCAGUAGACUGAGUUUACUUAUAUUAUCAUUAUCAACAGCUCGUCUUCGUCUGCUGAUUGAUUGUGCGGAAAUCAAAGGGCUUUGUCCUCAGGGAGGAGCUACAGGGGGAAUAGUAACUCAGCAGGAAGCACAGACAGUGCAAAAAGAGGGACAAGCACCUAAUGGACCCCGAGGAGUGGUCGAAGGAACAGCAGCUGCAGGUUUAGAUCAAGAAAGUGUCAGGAGGGGAGCUGUUCCUUCUUCACAGGAAGUUUUAAAUUCAAUUGCAUCAAACUACUUACAGGAACUCAAACCAUCAACACCUGACGAGUUUGAUAAAUUUAUUCAGUACAUGAAAGAGGUGCGUAAAGUCAUUAUUGUGGAUGUUCACAAUGGAAUUUUAAUACUCAUACUGGAAUGUAGCUCUCUUCAGAUCCUUGACGAACUCUGGGAAGACUAUUGCACAGGUCACCUAAAUGAAGUGGCACAAAAAUUUCUUGUAACAGAAGAAAUUCUCAAGGAAUUUGGCCUAGCUGAAGUAAAACUCACAACAACUAUUAACGAAGAGGAAUACAAAGCUUGUCGUGAGCUCUUCUUGAAUCCUUCAAGUAGGUAUUUGUAUAGGUAAUAGCAUGAUUUGUAGUGAUAUUUCAAAAUUGUUAUACGUUAAAUUCAGUUGUAAAUUUCACGAGCCGUUAGGCGGGUGAAAUUUGAGACAAUUUUGAAAUAUCAUGAGUGGUAUUUACGCCAAAUAUCCCUACUACUCGCAAAAGGUUUGUAAUUUUUACAUGUAGGUAUUUCAAAUUAAGCUGAAAUACCACAACUCUAAGCCAAUCAAAUUGCAGUAAUUUCUCAUGUAGCAGUAUAAAGACCGUAAUCAUGAAUCCUAAAUGCACGUACUGAUGUUUAACGGGGAUACUUAAUUUUCGAAAACAAUUAUUAUUAUUAUGGAUUACAAUUUGGUCUGUUAUACUACUACAUGAGAAAUUUCUGCAAUUUGAUUGGCUUAGAGCAGUGGUGUUUCAGCUUAAUUUGAAAUACCUACAUGUGAAAAUUACAAACCUUCUGGGGGUAGUAGUACAAACAAAUAAUAGCAUGAUUUGUAGUGAUAUUUGGCAUAAAUAUCGCGAGUCAUAUUUCGAAAUUGUUGUACGUAAUUUGACGAGCCGUUAGGCGAGUGAAAUUUGAGACAAUUGAAAUAUCACGAGUGGUAUUUAUAAUAUGCUAAUUGAACUGAGUGGAGUGCAAUUUAGUCUGAAAUCAUACGCGUGAUUUGAAAUCGCAAGGAUGUAUGUAUUCGGUCGAAAUACAGGUGGAAACGAGUUGUAAAAGCACUGACAUUCUUCAUUUGUGUUGAAUAUUAAUAUAUAAAUAAAAUAAUAUAUAUCUAUUCCCGCUAACUUACAUGAAAUUCCAAGGCAGAUUAAAAAAUGUACGUGAAGAAAAAAAUAUCCCUCUCUUGUCCGUAUACUUGUAUCAUCAUUAAAACAUUUCUAGAAAAACGCGAUGCAGGGGCAAAUUCAGGAUUUGAUUGUGAUUUACCAGCUCUAUUUGCACCACUAGGUGAGAUAUUAGGGAGCUUAAGCAAUGACGACGGCGAUGGUGAAUUUGCAAUGCCUCAAAUUUUACCGCGCUCAUUCCAUCUCGUUUAAUUCGUCAAAUAGAGGAGUUCACGCUCAUAGUUGCAUCAUGGGCAAUCAGGGCAAGAUGGCAGGAAAUUAGAAGAUUUGUAGUAGAAUUCAAAGCUUGCUAUUUGUUCCUGAAUUCAUAUAUUUGAAGCUUUCUCUUUGAAAAGAGUAACUUACGAGUUCAAAGAAACAAUACACUAAAUCUGGAGUGCAAAGAAGUCCGUGAUCAGUUUUUAGAAGACUUCAAUUUUUCCAUACAUUUUCUGUAAUUUUGAUACUGUCGAAUUACAGAAAAUCUAUGGGAAAAUCAAGGUUGACCACAACUGACCACGGACUUCUUUGCACUCCAGAUUUAGUGUAUUCCAAAAAAUUAACGUAGUUUCCACGAAGUAAAACUCUACAACAGCAGGUAACUCGAUAAAUUUAUAAACAAGACUAACGUCAAACUCUCUUCGCUUGGAAAACUUUCUAGUUAAACCUUCGCUAGGACUCGCCUACUUGUAUACUUUCACAAUAAGAUUCUAGAACUUUCUAAAUAAUCUAAUUAUGGAAAGAUUACAAAAUAUACUGCUUUAGAAAAGCUUACAAAUUAUCCUAAAAUAAACAAACUAUGAACUCUCGCGAAGUCUCUGGAAUGUCACGUUUAAAAGGCACGCAGUACAAUUUUUCGUAACAUAAUCCCCUUUUAGAAGAAAUAUUGUAAAUUUCAACUAAACAAGAAAAAUUGCUAAAUGAGGGGCAGUUCAAGGUGACUAAACUUAUUCCUCAGCUCGACUCAAGUAAUCUGCUCCGACGUUCUCUGAGCUCUUAAUUUUGCUAAAUGAGGGGCAGUUCAAGGUGACUAAACUUAUUCCUCAGCUCGACUCAAGUAAUCUGCUCCGACGUUCUCUGAGCUUUUAAUGGCUUCAACUCUGAAUGUAACUUUGCAAAAGCACAGCACAACGCAUAAGACGUCCGUUUGCAAACUUAGCACUGUUCAUAUACUUUAAGGGUUCAUGGUCCGUCUGCAGAACAAAGGGAACUCCGUACAAAUAAAGAUGAAAUCUCUUGAUACCCCAGACUACCGCUAAGCACUCUUUCUCAAUUGUAGAAUAGUUCCCUUCCGACAAUUUCUUUCUUGCGUAACAAACCGGGAAUAGUUUUUCAUCGUGCCUUUGCAUCAAUACUGCACCAAUUCCAUUGUUGGAAGCGUCCAUCCGUAAGAAAUAGGUUUUAGCUGGAUCGGGGAAGUGCAGAAUAGGCUCACUUGUUAGGUGGGACUUGAUUGUGUGAUAGGCUUUCUCUUGUGCUUCACCCCACUCAACUUUAUUGGAUUGGCCUUUUCGUGUAAGAUCAGAUAAGGGCGCUGCGAUCGCUGCAAAGUUGGGAAUGAAAUCACUGUAAUAUCCUGCAAGACCCAUAAAUGACCGCACUGUUUCUUUGUGCUUGGCCUUGGGGCAUCUUCAAUCUUCUCCACGUUAUCCUGAUGUAGACCAAUCAUUCCUUGCUCCAGUCGAUAGCCUAGGAAAUCCACACUGUUUACUCCGUAGGUCUGAUAGUCAACCCAGCUUGUACAAGGCGCGAAAACAGCUCUCUUAGGGCUCUGAUAUGUUCUUCCCACGUGCGUGUCUGAAGCAAUAUAUCAUUCCAGUAGCAGGCGACAUCACCUAAAUCUUCUUUCAAUUUCUUUAUUGCACGCUUCAGUGUUGCCGCCGAGUUAAUCAUUCCACUGAAAGGCAUCUUCAAGAACUCGUUCGACUCGUCAGGUGUUACAAACGCAAUUUUCGGUAUGUCCUCCUCUGGUAUAGUUAUCUGCCAGUAUCCCUUGCUGAGAUCAAUUUUUGAACAAAACUUGUCUCCACUAAGCUUCUGGAACAAAUGUUCGGCAGUUGGCAUAGGCUCAGGAUCAAAUAGAGUUAGUUUAUUUAAUUUCCGAUAAUCAACACACACGUGGUUUGUGUUAUCUCUUUUCUUCACUGCUACAACAGGUGAAGCAUAAGGUGAACUGGACUCUCUAAUAACUCCCAUUUUGAUCAUGUUAGCAAUAUCGUUUCUCAGUGAUUCUCUCAUGCUGUAAAGUAGUGGCUGAACGAGAUCUGUGGUGCCUGGUGCUUCAGUAAACAAAUUCAAGAACUGUUUAGACAGAUCCGUAAAUCCAGUCCGUUGCUCCUCCCGUAAGAUUUGGUCCAGUUGCAGCAUCCUCGAUUGACUCCUUGGCUACAUAUCCACCGAGCUCUAAGAAAUCAACCUCUCCUCCCGGCCCUGUGUUUCAUCAACGUUAGCUGCGCAGUCGACAACAACGCUCGUACUUGUAGCGCCUGCCCCAACACCUACUGCUCCUUCGACUGUAGUUUCCUCUCUCUCAAAAUACUUUUUAAGUAGGUUAGCGUGGUAAACUUUCUCCUUGCCUUUAACUUUCACCUUGUAGUCAUUGAGACCUACCACUGAACUAACUUCAAAGGGACCUUUGCAUUGCAUAAGUAACUUUUUAUGGUCUCAGCAAAAGCACUUUCCCACCUGGUUGAAACUUCCUAACUUUAGACUUGCGGUCGUAAUAGUGCUGUCCUUUCUGCUGGGCUUUCUCCAAUUCACUACAGCCUCAGGGUAGCGAGUCGAAAAAUCUACCAGCGUCAGUAUGUACCUGUGUCCUUCUUCACUCAGAGGACUGAUAGGGCCAAAAAGAUCUUUUGCUACUCUUUUAAAGGGUUUGUCAAUUAGCGGCAUCUUCUCUAACGGUACCUUCGGCACUGAUCCUUUUCUUACAGUCUUCUGACGAACGUCACAGGACUUGCAAAAUCGAGUCACGUCACCUUGAAUUCCAGGCCAAUAAAACGCACUCUGGAUCUUGUCUGUUGUUUUCGUUAUGCCCUUGUGACCACCCAGGCAAUGAUCGAUCCGUGAGCUACCUCCAUUAUGGGGCGCCUCAACUUUUCAGGUAACAUAACUUGUUUUUUAAGCCUCUUAAUUACCACCAUUCACAUAAGGGUGCUUGUACAGACGGUGCAGUACUCUACAUUUUUCUUCAAAUGAAAUCGCUGCCUGAUCCUUUACUAGUACAUCUUCUCGGUCCCAGUACUUGCUCAGACUCUCAUCUUCACGCUGCAUCUGCUUGAGCAUCUCUCUAUCCACAAUAGGGCUCUCACGGCUAAUUGGUACCUUCAAGGCCAUGCUUUCAUCCUUUUUCUUAGCUUGACUCUUGUAAUUACUGCACAGGCCUCUUGCCAACUGGGGUCUGGAUUUUGUGCGUCCCUGGCAUCAGGUACGUUGCCAAUAAUUAGGUCGUAAAUAGGAUCUGAAAGGCACUGCGCUUCUAAAUGGCCCUUAAGAAAAGGUGUAUCAACAUAAAUGCUUGCUAUAGGCACCUUCCUCGCUGCGUUGUCAAUAGCAACAUAACAUUAAAGUCUCCGGUGAACUGAUCCUCGCCGACAAGGUCCUUCUUGACUACAACUCCGCUGCAACCAGUAUCUCUUAAAACGUCAACAGUCUUUUUUCUGCCCUUUACAACAAGGAAUCUUAUUUCUUACUCCAGUUAAGGGUUCAACACAUGCAUCACUCAGCAACGGGACUUUCUUGCCUCAGGCUAACAGAAGCUGAUCAUUUUAAAUACACGACUUGACUUCCUCGGGGGAAGCGUUAAGAUAGGGUGACUUAAGCAUACAUCCAGCACUAUCGUGACCACGUUGCACAGGGUUACAAUCCUGACCUUGGCCUCCCGACUUUCGUCCACCAGAUCGACAGUUCCUCGCUUGAUGACCUUGCUUGUCACACAGGAAACACCUUUUAGCUAGAGUUGGGCAGUUAAUAGCUUUGUGUUCGAGGGCAUUACACUUGUAACACUGGAGGGUUGUUGUGUCACUCUAUGCAGUCUUUGUUUCCUCCGCCUUGGGCUGUACUUGUAGCUUCUUGCACGCAGCGCUCAACGGAUGGUUUCCGUGUGCUUUUAAGUAUUGCUCGGCAAUCUUCGCGAUCUGAACAAACGUUUCCGGGGCUCUUUCACGAAGGUGAAUAGCUGAACUCUUUUGGACAAGAGUCAAUAAACUGUUCUUUCACAAUUAGGUCUUUCAGGCCUUCAAAAGAACGUUCGGUGUUCGACAGUUCUAACCAACGCAACAAGCCGUUGUCGUUGCUUUAGCUCCCUAUUAUCAAAUACUUUCUUUCCCGUCAACUGUAUUUUGUGUAUUCAGGGGCGUAGCCAGGAUUUUUCAAAAGGGGGCGGGGGGGUCACAGAGGGAGGCUCAGUCGUAUUAUCACGGCAUGAGGGCCCAUAUUAACUAAAGACAAGAGCCGUUGACGAAAAUACUUUACAAAAAAAAAAUUUAAAAAGUGGGCUUUUCAACAAUGGCUUUUACGGCCAAGUGAUUGUCAUGGCGUUUUCGCCACCUGAAUAUUGUAGGUUGUUUGCUCAAAAGAAGGCCUACCAAGGGGGGGUCCUGGGCACCCCAGGACUCCCCCCCCCUAGCUACGUCCCUGCAUAUUGACUGUAUUUUUCACUUGGUUGUCGUGCCUGACUCCGAAUUUGGAGCUCAUGAAAAUAAAUAAAUAAACAAACAUAAUAAUAAUAAUAAUAAUAAUAAUAAUAAUAAUAAAAGGCUUCUCAACUAUCUAAGGAUGACCAAAAAAGGAUAAAAUGCGUGUAUCUUUCAAUUCUGCGUCAAAUGUACACUGGUGUAUGUUCUAAUCAUGCAUGUAAAACGCAACUAACUACUUAAUGUACUCGACACUACGACUCGCCACGAUCCCCUACGUGUUCGGGAAACGUGGUACGGCAAGAAAAUAGGUUUAAUUAGCAAAUCAUCUAGCCUGAAUUUCAGACGAUUUCUUCGAGUCCUUUUCACUCCCUCAGUAACUAAGUAAUCGUCUGAAAUUCAGGUUCCAAAUCAUCAACUUUGUACAUGCAUCUUAGUGUUUCUUCUACAUUUUUUUGCCAUCAGUGCGUUACCUCCACGUGAAAAUUCCUAAUUUCUUGUUUUUUCGGACGUGUCGUCAACAAACGAUGAUAAACUCUUUUCCCUUUCUGAACUUGGAUAUGAGUUUGCCUACAUUUGAAAAAGUACGCGACUUGCAAUAAUCGCGAAAAAUCCAGAAAGAAUGCGAAUUCACGUUUUAUAAAAAAGCUAUAUUUUUCGCCGCUGUCGUGAUAUCUUAACUUCAGGCAUCGACACGUGGCGGGAAAAAAACUACUUCCGGUCACCGUAUUAGACACACAUCUACACAUCUACACAUCUAUCUAAUCUAUCUAAUAUUUUUUCUUUUUCUGGUCCUGUAGAGAAUCAGUCUAGUGUUGCUAAUAACCUCUAUAAACUUGGAACCGAGAAACAUAAGCAACAGGAUUUCAAAUCAGCACUUCAAUUCUACCAGCGUUCGCUUGAUAUACGUAUUAAACUGUUAGAGGAAAGCCAAAGUACUGCUGACUGUUACUACUCACUGGGGAUAACACAGCAUAAGCUAGGUGAUUUCAAAGCAGCUCUUCAAUCUUUCCAGCGUGCGCUGGACAUACGUAUUAAACUGUUUGGAAAAGAACACCCAAGUACUGCUGACUGUUACUACUCACUGGGGAUAACACAGCAUUACCUAGGUGAUUUCAAAGCAGCUCUUCAAUCUUACCAGCGUGCGCUGGACAUAGGUAUUAAACUGUUUGGAGAACACCAAAGUACUGCUGACUGUUACUACUCACUGGGGUUAACACAGCAUAAACUAGGUGAUUUCAAAGCAGCUCUUCAAUCUCACCAGCGUGCGCUGGACAUACGUAUUAAACUGUUUGGAGAAGAACGCCAAAGUACGGCUGACUGUUACUUCUCCUUGGGGAUAACACAGCAUGACCUGGGUUAUUUCAAAGCAGCUCUGCAGUCAAAACAGCGUUCGCUGGAGAUAUGUAUUAAACUGUUUGGAGAAGAACACCAAAGUACUGCUAACUGUUACUACUCACUAGGGAAAACACAGCAUGAACUAGCUGAUUUCAAAGCAGCUCUUCAAUUUUACCAGCGUGCGCUGGACAUAAGUAUUAAACUGUUUGGAGAAGAACACCAAAGUACGGCUGACUGUUACCACUCACUGGGGACAACACAGCGUAAACUAGGUGAUUUCAAAGCAGCUCUUCAAUCUUGCCAGCGUGCGCUGGACAUAAGUAUUAAACUGUUUGGAAAAGAACACCAAAGUACUGCUGACUGUUACCACUCACUGGGGAUAACACAGCAUUACCUAGGUGAUUUCAAAGCAGCUCUUCAAUCUUGCCAGCGUGCACUGGACAUACGUAUUAAACUGUUUGGAAAAGAACACCAAAGUACGGCUGACUGUUACCACUCACUGGGGAUAACACAGCAUAAACUAGGUGACUUCAAAGCUGCUCUUCAAUCUUACCAGCGUGCACUGGACAUACGUAUUAAACUGUUUGGAGAAGAACACCAAAGUACGGCUGACUGUUACUUCCCCCUGGGGAUAACACAGCAUUACCUAGGUGAUUUCAAAGCAACUCUUCAAUCUUUCCAGCGUGCGCUGGACAUACGUAUUAAACUGUUUGGAGAAGAACACCAAAGUACGGCUGACUGUUACUACUCACUGGGGAUAACACAGCAGGACCUAGGUGAUUACAAAGCAGCUCUGCAGUCAUAACAGCGUUCGCUGGACAUACGUAUUAAACUGUUUGGAGAAGAACACCAAAGUACGGCUGACUGUUACUACUCCCUGGGGAUAACACAACAUGAACUAGGUGAUUUCAAAGCAUCUCUUCAAAAUCAUCAGCGUGCCCUGGACAUACGUAUUAAACUGUUUGGAAAAGAUCAUAAAAGCACUGCUGCCAGUAACCGGGAAGUGCAGAAAACACAGCGCGUAUUGGAUGGCUCGAAAGGAGGGCAUAAGUAGUUUUCAUUCAGUUCAUUGGACUUGCAAAUUACUCUUUUGGACAAAAUGGUAUGGUACCCUGAAAUAAAUAGGGUAUGUAAUAUAGUAUAAGUUCGCUGUUGUUAAGAAGAAUUUUAGUUGAUUUUGUUGGUUAACUUAUUUACCAAUUAAAAUUAAGUCUUCACUCUCAACAGAGUAUUGCAGACUGCUUCAAAUAAUAAAAAUUACAACAAUGAAUACAACAAUAACAUAAAAUUAUUAAUCAAUAUGUAAGAUUACACAGGAAUUGCCUAAAUGAAUAUGGCGAAGUAGAGGCUAUAAUUUCUGGUGGGAGAUUGUUUCACUGUGCAGUUGUCCUAGGGUAAAAAGAGUUCUUAUAAUAAUCACAUGUACAACGUGGCUGUUCAAAUCGAUGACUGAGAGACGAGAGCCUGGUGUCCAUUCUGCUCUUAUGUUCUCUCUGAAGCUUGUCGCAUUCGUAAGUGGCUUAUCCAUUACUCUGUUUGUACAGCAUACAGAGACGUGCGUCAGAUCGCCUGGACUCCAGAGAUCUCAACUUAAACAGCGAUUGACUGUCUUUGCCAAAAUAGUCGAAUUUCCUUGGGCUCAUUUGUGCCCUAAAAGGUGAAUGAUCUGAAAGGCUUGCUUGAAGCUGGCCUCGGAUGGCUUCUCCACGAGACUAGAUCAGAAUUUUCUUCCACGAGGCAUUUGGCGUUGAAAUAGCCUGAAAUUCAUCCGAUUUCUUCGAGUCGUUUUCUCCUCUCAACAACGUCUGAAUCGACCGGCCGUUAAUGCUGUCCAGUGACGUCACUCACUACCCGAAAACCGAGUAGUGAUUUUGUUUGGUUGAUUGUCUAAACAUUCGCAUAAUUAUGUNUCCCCCUGGGGAUAACACAGCAUUACCUAGGUGAUUUCAAAGCAACUCUUCAAUCUUUCCAGCGUGCGCUGGACAUACGUAUUAAACUGUUUGGAGAAGAACACCAAAGUACGGCUGACUGUUACUACUCACUGGGGAUAACACAGCAGGACCUAGGUGAUUACAAAGCAGCUCUGCAGUCAUAA